CGUCAAAUUGCGUUGCACCUGAACGCACGAGUCCACGCUACAACACGACCACUACCAGCUCGUUCGUGAAUUUUUUUUUCAAUUUUUCUUCGUCUCUUCUUCGUUCAGAAAGAGACAGAGACAGAGAAAGAGAGACAGAGAGAGAGAGAGAGAGAGAGAGAGAGAGAGAAAGAGACUGAUACAAAAACAGUAGCAGAGAUAGAAAGAAAAACAGAAGGAAAGAGAAAAAGAGAGAGAGACAGAUAUAUACUUUCUUUUUUUUUUUUUAUUUUUCAUUUAAAAGUUUAUAUUAAAAAGUCAGAAGAGGACAUGAGGCGAGGAUCGGUGUCGACUUGGGAAAAUUUUGGGAGGAGAAGCUCUGCAAACAUGGCACAGUUUAUCGGUGGACCUGCACAAUUUAUGACAAGCGACGAUAUCAAAUACAGGCCAACCGAUGGUUGGUUCGUAUCAUACAAAAAGGCAGCCAGUAUCGUAAUAUUUCUUAUUUUUGUCUUGAUCGUUGCUGGCCUAAUCGGUUGGUACAGUCAUUCGACACCGACAAAACGGGUGCACGAUGCAUUGAGCUUGAUAAACGAUGGAUCGACAAAAGAAAUGGCUAAACCCAGUCAUAUUUCUCCUCACGUUCGUCCAUUAAAAUAUUGGCUUUAUUUUAAACCUACGAUCAUGGAUUACAAUAAUAUUAAUAAUAAUGAUAAUAACAGUAACACUAAUAAUUCGUCCAUAUUGACCGGACGAGUUAUCAUAGAAUUUCAAAUCGAAUCUUCCAAUCGAUUGCAAAAAUUAUCAUUGAACGCCGUUAAUAUCACUAUGAAACGAUACGAGUUGUCGCUCUCGAUCGACGAGGAUUCCAAAGUCUCGAAGAAAAGAUAUAAAAGAGCAAACGAGACCAACCUCGUCGUUGAAAACAACGAAAAGAAUAGCCAAAUAAUCGACAAUCUCUUGGGAGAAAACGAUACAACCUGGGACGAUAAAAAUUCUACGAUCGCUACGGACGAAUCGAAUAAGGUUAUCGUGAACUUAGAAAACGAUCCUAAUAUCCCUUUGGAAAAUGGAACCUACGGGAAAGAAGAAACUGGACUUGUCCCGGCAAAUGGCACUUCGCCGACCGACUUCAAAGUGUCCAAGAUCAAAGACGACUGGUUUUCCGUGAAUGGUAUAGGAAAGGCAGACGAAAUCGUUCAGAUAAAGGAAUACGAAAUAGACCGAGUGAAUGGGCUUCACGUGAUACAUCCAACGAAAAAGCUCGAACGUGGUGUUUAUUUUUUGAUGAUCGAUUUCGAAGCAAAUCCAUCGAACGAUGUCCUUUACGUCGUUGAUUCGAAUACCAACGAAGAAAAAAAGAGGAUGAUGGGAACGUUAUUAAAAACGGCAGAAGCCAGUCGUUUAUUUCCUCUUUUCGACGAGAUAUACCUCAGAGCGAUUUUCUCUUUAUCCGUUGAGCGUCCCAAGGAGAUGAGAGUUUUAUCGAAUAUGCCUUUGAGGAGUACGAAGGAUACUUCAGAUAAUUGGCUGAUCGAUACGUUCAACGAUACUCCCCUGAUAUCGCCCCACAAUUUGGCCUUCGUCGUUGGUAACCUCGAGGUAGUGGAUCAAACAUCGAUCAAUUCGGGAAUGUCUGUUAAAUUUUGGGCCGAGUUCAACACGACUUCUCAGGGAUUCUACUUGUUGGACAAGGUCGAGCCUACGAUAGUUGGUUUGACCGACGUAUUGUCGAUCCCUUAUUGGCUACCAAAGUUGGACUUGGUUUGUCUACCUUGGAAAAUCGUUAGAUCGUCGGGAAAUCCUGGUCUUAUCACUAUGCGGAAGUCGUUGUUUUACGCCGACGAUCGAUCGCCCUUGGUUACGAGAACGGAAGCCUUGAAGACAUUAAUAGGUUUGCUCGGAGAACAAUGGCUCGGCGGUAGGGUCAACAUGAAAAGUUGGACGAACGUUUGGAUAUUGGAAGGAUCGUUACUUUAUUUUCGACAUCUGUUGAUCGAAAAGAUAGAUCCGUCAUUGGGAUCCGCUCAUUCCUUUGUCACCGACGUUGAAACGAAAGCGAUGGAGUCCGACGGAUACGAUUCUUCAAGAUCGUUCCGAGUGAAAAUCAAUCCUCUUCGCGUAAGGUUGUUGUCCAUGGCACGUAAUAUGAGAGGAGCAUGUCUGAUUCGCAUGUUGCAUGCCACGAUAAGCAAUGAUACCGCCUUUAGGAUCGCCUACAAGAAACUUCUAACGAGGUAUCAAAACGACGGAAGCGUCGACGCGAGAGAAUUUUGGAAUUUCAUGAACGAAGAAGCGAGAGAAUUUCCGGACAACUUAUCUCCGAAGGAAAUGAUAGAUACUUGGAUUUCUCAAACUGGGUAUCCUCUCGUUACCGUUUUGAGGAAUUAUGAAGAAGGAUCUGCCAUCGUCAGACAGAAAAAGUUCUCUUACGAUGAGCCAACGGCGGAAAAGAAUGAUUUAUGGCAUAUACCUUUGACUUAUGUUGGAAUUAACGACGAUUGGUCGAGUCCUAAAAAAGAAUGGCUCAAAAAGGAAAGGGAACAAAUCUUUCAGAACGUUACUACGAUCGAUAAAAUAAAUGGUACCGAUUGGAUCUUGUUUAACGUCAACAAAACUGGUUACUAUCGUGUUAAUUACGACGAAAAAAAUUGGCUACUACUCGCAAUGGCGUUGGAUGAAAAUCACGAGGCUUUUCCAGUAGAGACCAGAGCGUCCCUCGUGGACGAUGUCUUUGCUUUGGCAGCAGUUGGCUCUUCGAAAUAUGAGACGGCUUUUGGCUUUAUUAAAUAUAUGCAAAUGAAGGAAAGACAUUACGCACCAUGGAGCGCUUUCGCGCAUCACGUUUUCAAAUUAAAUAACGUUCUUUAUGAGACCUCCGCCUUCCUCGACUUUCAGGAAUUUCUACAAAAAUUGAUUACGCCAUUGUACAACGAGGUGGCAGAGAAUCUCGAGGAAGGAUCACCGCUUACGUUAUUCGCUGUAAAAUUAGCAUGUCUUUCGGAACAUUCCAAGUGUCUCGAUUGGGCUAAGCAAAGUUUCGUCCAAUUGAAGAGAAAUCCUUCCUUCAAGCACGGCAUUCCGAUGUACAUACGUCGAACGUUGUAUUGUACGAUCGCAAGACACGGUGGUCGAAACGAGUGGGAUUAUAUUUAUCAAAAAGCACGAAACAGCAUGAAAGCUGAAGAAAAAUAUAAUCUUUUGUCUUCCUUCGGUUGUUUCCAAAUUCCAAGUGUUCUGCAGUCAAUCAUCGAUGAGAUUCUUCAGGAUGAUAAAUAUAACGACGAUGAAAUAUGUAUGAUAUUAAAAUCCUUUUCGAUGAAUCCAAUCGCAUCUCGAGUGGCUUAUAAAUCUAUUAUGUAUAAUUGGAAGAACAUUCUAAGAAGGUUUCACGACUCUUAUUCCGUAAUAAGGUCUUUCAUCUUGGCGAUGAUGAAUAGUGUUACGAACGAACAGGAUUUAAUGGAUCUUCACACCUUUUGGGAAAAUAAUUACGAAUCCAUAAAGACUGUGAAAUAUGCUGCAGCUUUGGUCGAGUCUAAAGCGAAUCUCGCAAUUUCGUUGAUUAAAAAUUAUUCCCACGAGAUAAAGGAAUGGUUAAAGGACAAUAAUGAUUCGGGUGCUUAAUUCGCAAGGUUAGAAAAAAAAAAAGAAAAAAAAUAUUUUGGAAUUUAUAUUUCUUCAUAGAGACGAGCCAAGUAUUCCCGUCGUAAUGAAUUACACGAGACGUUGAGAUAUAAGACUUUUAUGCUAGCACCAUUGUCGCAUGCAUCUCGUGAGAUUAUUAGAUCAACAGAGAAAUAAGAAGAAGAAGAAGCAGAAGAAGAAGAAAAAGGAGAAGACAAAAAAAAACAAAAAAACAAACAAACAAAUGAAUAUAAAAGGAUCAUUUAUCCUUUCAUUAGUUGAAA
This is a messenger RNA of Vespula vulgaris, 3890 nucleotides long. RefSeq names its product aminopeptidase N-like. Gene Ontology annotation, molecular function: zinc ion binding; peptide binding; metalloaminopeptidase activity. NCBI's taxonomy places the organism in Eukaryota, Metazoa, Arthropoda, Insecta, Hymenoptera, Vespidae. Gene Ontology annotation, biological process: peptide catabolic process; proteolysis. The record is from RefSeq and is a predicted model, not a curated record. The coding region runs from base 310 to 3606 and encodes 1098 amino acids. Gene Ontology annotation, cellular component: cytoplasm. The transcript is spliced from 17 exons.